Messenger RNA from Endocarpon pusillum Z07020, 1884 nucleotides. RefSeq lists its product as uncharacterized. The record is from RefSeq and is a predicted model, not a curated record. Gene Ontology annotation, molecular function: oxidoreductase activity, acting on the CH-CH group of donors; flavin adenine dinucleotide binding. The coding region runs from base 1 to 1884 and encodes 627 amino acids. NCBI's taxonomy places the organism in Eukaryota, Fungi, Ascomycota, Eurotiomycetes, Verrucariales, Verrucariaceae. The transcript is spliced from 6 exons.
AUGUCCAAAACCUUCUCACAAAACGAUGUCGCAUCGCAUAACAAGGGGGACAACUUGUGGAUCAUCGUUGAUGAAGAUGUCUACGAUUUGACCAAAUUUCAAGAAGAACAUCCUGGUGGCAAGAAGAUUUUGCAAAGAGUAGCUGGCAAGGAUGCUUCGAAGCAGUUUUGGAAAUACCACAACGACAGCAUUCUGAAAAAAUACAAGUCACAAUUGCAGGUUGGCUCACUUGACAGCAAGAAAGCCGCCGCUGCUCCGCCAACGCCACCGGCAACGCCUCCGCCGACAGAAAAGAAGGAGAAAGUGGUGCCAUCCGCAGAAUCGGGCACCGUCGCGCCAGUUCCGGGCCCAGCGGCCGUGGAAGAGGCCGAAGCCCUCGAUUCAUAUGGUUCCUUGAUUCCAUUUGCUGAUCCAUCUUGGUAUCAAGGUUAUCACUCUCCCUACUUCAACGAAACACAUGCCGCUCUCAGAGACGAAGUAAGGCAAUGGGUUGAGAGCGAGAUCGAACCGAAUGUGACUGAAUGGGAUGAAGCAAAGAAGGUACCAGAAACGAUAUACAAGCAGAUGGGCGAGAGAGGAUAUCUUGCUGGCUUGAUGGGUGUACAUUAUCCGACACACUUAACCUCUACAAGAGUCAAGAGCGUACCUCCGGAAAAGUGGGAUCUCUUCCACGAAAUGCUUUUGACAGAUGAGAUUUCACGAUGUGGAAGCGGCGGUCUCGUGUGGAAUCUCAUUGGCGGCUUUGGUAUCGGUGGCCCUCCAGUCAUCAAAUUUGGUAAGAAAGAGCUUGUGCGGCGGAUCCUCCCAGGCAUCCUGGCUGGUGACAAGCGCAUCUGCCUCGCUAUUACCGAGCCUGAUGCUGGAAGUGAUGUUGCCAACCUGACAUGCGAAGCUAAGCUCUCUGAAGAUGGCAAGCAUUAUAUUGUCAAUGGAGAAAAAAAGUGGAUUACCAACGGAAUUUGGUGUGACUACUUCACUACUGCUGUCCGCACCGGUGGACCAGGCAUGAAUGGUGUCAGCGUACUCCUUAUCGAGCGAACCGAAGGCGUGAGCACGAGGAGAAUGGAUUGCCAGGGCGUCUGGAGCAGUGGUACUACGUACAUCACGUUUGAAGAUGUGAAAGUGCCAGUAGAGAACUUGAUCGGCAAGGAAAACCAGGGAUUCAAAGUCGUCAUGACCAAUUUCAACCAUGAGCGCAUUGGUAUUAUCAUCCAAUGCUUGCGAUUCUCCCGUGUCUGCUUCGAAGAAUCAAUGAAGUAUGCGAACAAAAGAAAGACGUUUGGCAAAAAACUGAUUGAGCAUCCUGUCAUCCGCCUGAAGCUCGCCCACAUGGCUCGGCAAAUUGAGGCCUCCUACAAUUGGCUUGAGAACCUUGUCUACCAAUGCGAGAAGAUGAACGAGAUGGAGGCUAUGCUUAGGCUCGGUGGUGCAAUUGCCGGCCUCAAAGCGCAAGCUACAGUCACCUUCGAAUUCUGUGCUCGAGAAGCCAGUCAGAUCUUUGGCGGCCUCAGCUACAGCAGAGGAGGUCAAGGUGCUAAAGUGGAGAGACUCUACCGAGAUGUGAGGGCCUAUGCUAUUCCAGGUGGAAGCGAGGAGAUCAUGCUGGAUCUAAGCAUUCGACAGAGCAUGAGAGUUCACAAGGCACUGGAGCACGACGGCCUCAAGGAGGAUGGUACUGAGGACAAGCGCGUCGGUACCGGAGAGUUUGCCCAUGGCAAGGUUGAUCCCUCUGAGGCGGGCAAGAAGGGUGGUGAGACUGGUGGUAGUGCCGGUGGCCAGGCCAGUGGCGGUACCAGCGGAAGCGGUACCAGUGGAAGCGGUCAAUUCGCUGGCGGCAAAGUCGAUCCAGUCGAGGCAGGAAGAAAGGGUGGACAGUCAUCUUAG